Dioszegia hungarica is the source of this 627-nucleotide messenger RNA. RefSeq lists its product as uncharacterized. Lineage: Eukaryota; Fungi; Basidiomycota; Tremellomycetes; Tremellales; Bulleribasidiaceae. The coding region runs from base 1 to 627 and encodes 208 amino acids. The transcript has 5 exons. Gene Ontology annotation, biological process: vacuolar protein processing. The record is from RefSeq and is a predicted model, not a curated record. Gene Ontology annotation, cellular component: intracellular membrane-bounded organelle.
AUGACUGCAGCGACCAACCUCCACCCUGCGGCAAACGCAUCUUCAAAGCGGAUAGCCUCAUCAAACGAGAAGGCCCUCUCGAACCUCCUACUCGGCCUCCUCAGUGUCAACAGCUCAUCACUGCUCAUACGUGUCCUCUUCAAGCUCAUCCGUUCGACACCUAUCUAUGCGUCGAAGAAGCUCUUUACGCUGCACCUGAUAUCCCUCGGAGCUACCGUAGCGGUCUGGCGAUGGUUCUCCCUUGUCGGCACGCCAGGGCGUGACAGUAAGGGCAAUGUGAGGAGUGGUGAAGACCUGGCGGGUGGUGGAGUCAUUGAGCUGGCGUGGGACCUGGUGUACAUCACCUGGCUCUGCACGCUCGGCUCAGCUCUCUUUGGCAGCUGGGUAUGGUACUUCUACCUCCUCAUCCCUGCCUUCGGCGGAUACAAGCUCUUCACCUUUGCCCGACCCUUCCUUGGGAUGUUCCUGCCUGGCCUGUUCGGCCCCAAGUCAGCUUCGGGAGCACCAGCCGCGGGACCUGCUGCUCCCGAAGAACAAAGCGAGAGCAAGCGGCAAGCCAAGCUCAGAGCGAGGGCAGAAAAGGGGGACAAGCGGAUCCAGCAGCAAGAAGUACGGCGGGCAAGAUAG